AUGGCAUGUGCCCUUUGCAAGGGCAACCACCUCACACAAGCAUUCGCGAGCAUGAUUAAUGCCACAUUAGCACUGACUUUUGCAUUGGACCGACAUCAAAAUCUCCCUCUAGCCAACACCAACUUCAACUUGCCGUCCGAGGUGGACGCAUUACUAGGCGCCGAGGUGUCCUUAAAGUUAUUCUGCGUCGGGCAGAUUCCCACUCCGGGCAACGCAAUCACGCUACAGAAAACCAAACUUGGCUGGAUCAUGGCAGGCAAACUCCCACAUGUAAAUAGUCAACAAUUCACUCGCUGUCAUAUAGCUCGCUACGCGUUACAACGUCAGCUCACGCAAUUUUUGGAGGUCAAAGGAACUCCGCGAUCCCCUUUAAUAUCAGUAGAAGACAGAGAACAUGAGGCGCAUUUUAAGGCGCAAACAAACCGCGACCACGUGUCACGCAGGUAUACAGUUCGGCUGAAAUUCAAGAACAAUGUGAAGGAUCUCGGCGAAUGUUAUUCAGUGGCACGAAAGCGAUUCUAUGCAUUGGAACAGAAAUUGAGUCAGAAUCCGGAACUCCGACACAGACACGAAAACAUUCUAAACGAAUAUUUGGUGUUGGGCCACACGUCGCUAGUGACGGAUUCAUCGAUCAAGCACAGAUAUUACUUACCGCACCAUGCUGUAAUAAUGCAAUCGCGCCUAACUACCAAAUUCCGGGUGGUCUUCGACGCACCGGCCUGGACCACCAGCGGGUGCUCUUUAUUCGACGCACAGUUGGUGGGACCAAACGUCCAGGAAGACCUACUCUCCAUCGUAUUGUGCUUUGGGUCACACACCUGCGUAAUGGCCGCCGAUAUAGAGAAAAUGUACCUUCCAGUAUGGGGACAUCCUGACGCCCGCGAGUAUCAAAACAUUCUCUGGUGCCUGAAUGUCCGCGAGCCGAUAGCAGCAUGUACUCUUAACACCGCCACCUGCGGCAGGUCAGCCGCCCCCUUCCUAGACACUGAAGGGCUGCACCAGCUCGCAGCUGACGAGGGAGAAUGA
Messenger RNA from Eufriesea mexicana, 1026 nucleotides. RefSeq lists its product as uncharacterized. Bases 1 to 1026 code for a protein of 341 amino acids. The record is from RefSeq and is a predicted model, not a curated record. NCBI's taxonomy places the organism in Eukaryota, Metazoa, Arthropoda, Insecta, Hymenoptera, Apidae. The transcript is spliced from 2 exons.